AUGCACAAGCACUCAGGCAAUCGCCUAGCAGAAUCAAAUUGCACAGACAGUUCAAUGAAUCCAGCGAUAAAUGAGAUAAUAAAAAUAUGCCAAAACGACGAUGAUGAAGCUGCUGAUGAUGAAGCUGCUGAUAAUGAAUCUGAUGAUGAAUCUGAUGAUGAAGAUGAUGAAGCUAAUGAUGAAGAUGAUGAAACUGAUGAUGAUGAAGCUGAUGAUGAAGAUGAUGAUGAAGAUGAUGAAGCUGAUGAUGAAGAUGCUAAAGCUGAUAAUGAAGAUGAUGAAGCUGAUGAUAAAACUGAUGAAGCUGGUGAUGUAGAUGAUGAUGAUGAUGAAGCAGAUGAUGAAGCUGAUGAUGAUGAAGCUGAUGAUGAUGAUGAAGCUGAUGAUGAAGCUGAUGAUAAAGCUAAUGAUCAAGAUGAUGAUGAUAGCGAUGAGUGA
Molecule: messenger RNA, 438 nt
Organism: Helobdella robusta
Lineage: Eukaryota; Metazoa; Annelida; Clitellata; Rhynchobdellida; Glossiphoniidae
Exons: 2
Coding region: 1-438 (145 amino acids)
Source: RefSeq, a predicted model, not a curated record